GCACGAGGAGAUUGAGAAUGUGCUGCUGGAGCAGGAGCGGGAGCAUGCGGCGGAGAGGUGCCUUUGUAAGUUGCGUGCCGCCUUCAUGAACCGCUACGAUAGUCCACUCGGCUGGGUGUCGAUUUGCACAACGCUGUUGACCAGUGGAGCACUGCUAACCACCGGGAUGUACUGGCCAGCAAUCUGUUUGCUUGUCAUUCUCAUCCUGGAUCUGUGUGUCGUCAUCCGAGAGAGUAAUUUGCGUCGCACGGAAAUCUAUCGCAAGACGCGGCAUGCGUUGACUGAGAUUCGAUUGGCUGAACAACAUCUCAGCGACAAUUGGCAUGCCUCGAAUUAUCCACAUCUGAGUAAUCCAAUGUCGCCUUGCGUCUCACUGCAGUGGACAUAUCGCGAUGGACACAUUGUCAAUUUACCAUGGGCGCUGUUGGUGCGCGGCGAUUGCAUUGUUUUGCGGCCGGGUCAUAUAUCUCCCGGGCCUUGCCACGAACUGCAAUCGAAGCGCUUCUUCAAUGCCAGCGAAAUUUAUGGCGCCUCUGCUGCCCAGCUCGGCGAUCCACCCGUUAAGCCCAUGGCUCGUGCUCCACUGCCCGAUCUGGUGUGUUGUCUGGAUCGCACGCCUUAUUUGGAUAAUUUGCGUAUAUGCUUGAAGAAUUCGCUGAAACGACCGCCAACCAUUUACAAUCAACAGCGCUAUUUGCUAGUGACGAAGUACAUCCAGCAAUGGGGCUUCAUCAGCGCCCUAAUCAUCACUCUCUUUGCGGGUCUCUUGCGUCUUCAUGGCUAUGGUUUGGCCACCGAUGAGAAGCACAAUUGGCGUCAUGUGUUGAUUGGUUCCCCAGCAGCUGCAGUUAUUCCAUUGUUACCACUCAUCUUUCCACUGCUGUGGAUCUCCAUGAAUCUGUGGGGCGUGGCACGGUUGCAAUGCUUCCUAAAGACACCGCAGGCCAUACUCGAGAAGGGCAUGAGUAAAUCGUUUGAGGAUUUGGAUAUCGAUACACCUGGCUAUAAUUACGAUAGUGUUUCGCUGCUGCGCUCCAAUGUGCUGCGUAUUUGGACGCAAUUGUGGCAAGGUGACAGUGAACUGUUGCCACGCUCAGCGAAUCUUGUCCAGGUGCUGGGCUCCAUAUCCGCUCUCUGCUGUGUGGACAAGAAGGGCAUAUUGUCGUGGCCAAAUCCAACGGCAGAAAAGGUAUUCUUCUUGCACAAUUCGGAUGAGGAGCCGCAGGAUGAUGCCAGCCAACUGUCCAUGUCCACGCAAAGCGAUAAUGUCAACGAUGUGGAGAACAAGGAACGUGGCAUUGUCGCCGAAGUGCUCGAUCUCACACACGAUCAACACUGCCCCUUUCGACUGGAAUUCGAUGAUCACGAGUGGAAGGCACACAUCAAAUCUCUGAAGCCUUUGGGUCUUGCGAUUUUAUUGAACACCUGUUCGCCGCUGACGCAUGAGCAUUAUGCGCAGUUCUGUGGUCAUGUGAGCGCCGUGGCGAUGCUGGACAAAGAUCUGGUGCCAGUGACAAACCGGUAUGCGAUGUUUGAGUCCAGUAUGAAAUGCCUAUUGCAUGGACGCUGCCUGUGCGAGCUGGCCAAACAAAUUGGAUUCACCAAUCAUGCAACGGAUCGCUUUGCGCUUGAGGGUCAACUGGCCAGUUACAGGCAUUUGCAACCGGAUGUGGUGCGCCGGGAUAUUCGCUUUGCGAGGCAAUUGCAACUGUCUACAAAGGUGAAGGUGCCAUUUCCGCACUCGCUGUCCGUGGUGAUGCGUGAGAAUCCUGGCGGAUAUUUGUCACUAUUUACACAGGGCACCGCUGACAUAAUACUCGAUUGCUGCGAUGAUUUCUGGGAUGGCAAGGAUUUGCGACCGUUGUCGCCGCAGGAUCGCAAACGUGCCUUGGACUUUUAUCAGCGCAGCGCUUUAACCUCGUAUUGCACAGCGUUCGCGUAUCGCCCGCUGCGUCAUGGCAUCCAUGGAGCACUGAGUGGACCACUGCACGGCAAUGGGCAGAUUGCAUACUUGGAACUGCCACCCGAGUCUAAGUUGCGUAUGCAACAUGUGGAUAAAUCCCAUUGUGAUUUCGAGGGCGGACAUCACGUGAAAUUGAGCCACAGCAUUAGCACUGAUUCGCUGCUGUUCUCGGAGAACAAGGACGAGGACUGCAACGAUGUGGAGGGCUGCUUUGAGAUGCAGUGCCAUCAGGUCUUCAUUGGCAUGGUCACCAUGCAGUAUCAGGCACAAAACGAUAUUGUGCAUCUCGUCGAGCGGUUGGAGCGCGCAUGCAUUCGUUUUGUGCACUUCAGCAAGGAGAAUGAGUUGCGAUCGCGUGUCUUCUCCGAGAAGAUGGGCCUCGAGUCCGGCUGGAAUUGUCACAUUUCGCUGCUGAGCGAACCGGAGGAACGUGAAAAGUUGCCAGGUGCAGCCAGCAAGGCAAAGGAGACGACAGAGAAUGUUGUCGCCUCCAAGUCAUCAAAGAGUGCUGGUGAUGCCAGCGAUGGUCCCAAAUUGAGUUAUUUGCUGAGUCCGCAGCCCACCAAUUUGGAGUCCUCGAAAACACUCAGUUGCUCGGCGCCCGGUGCCAUCUCCAAUCCUGAGGAAUGCGAGCAGGCUAUUGCUCCAACGGAUGAGGAUGAAUUGGAGCAGGGUGCCGAGAAUGAGGCAUUAAAUUUUGAAAAUGAACCCAAUCCCGAACGACACAAUCAGCGUCAUUCUCUCGACUCGGCCAUGGACGAGAAUUGUCGAUCGUUGAGCACGUUGACGGAGAGCACGGAUCAGAGUGCACCCAUCAAUUUCGAUAUGUCCAAUCGUGCGAAGCUGCCGCGAGGAAUUGAGAAUAUACGUCCGCAUCUGGAGCAGGUGGACAAUGUCCCAUUGCAAGUGUCGCUCUUCACAGACUGCUCGGCGGAGGCAACCCGUCAAAUGCUCGACAUUAUGCAAUCCUACGGAGAGAUUGUCGUCUGCUUGGGCAGCUCGGCGAGCAAUGAUAAUGCCAACAUAUUUCUGCAAGCAGAUUGCAGCAUUGCUGUGGAACCGUUGUAUCCGCAGGUCUGCCAGGAUGUCGAUGCCUACACGGAGGCCAAUAUCCAGCACAACAAGCUCCACUAUCAGCAGCGAAGUAAAUCCACAACGGACGAACCCGAGCCGUUUGCCAGCGAACAGUUGCUCGAGUCGGGCGGCGCUGCUCGAGCCAUGCAAUCGCCGGCGUACACCGUGUCACCCAUCUAUUUGAGUCGGUUGCUCAACUCACUGCCCUGCUCGAUAGCCAUUUGUCGCGACGACCCCUUGUCACUGGUGGCCAUCAUUGAGCUGUCACGUCGCUUCUCGCUGGGCCUCUGGAAUUCCAUACAGUUCUGGGCAUGCUGUGCCGGUUCCAUAUCCAUUUUGAAUGUGCUCUGUGCGUGUUUGUCGUUGCCGCCAUUGCUAACUCCACUGCUGGGCAUAUAUUUGAUGUGUGUGCCGGUGCCGUUGAUUGCCAUCUCGCUCGCCCACAUCGAUCUCGAUCCAAAGAUCAUGAAUCGUGCCACCAGCAAAAAGCAAACCGAAUACGAUUCGCGUGCCUUUGCCUUUGUCAUGUGGUGCUAUGGCUGCAAAUUCCUUGUGCCCGUUGUUGCCGUGCUCGUUGCCUACUGGAUGUGCAUGACGCAGUCGUUGUCCAGUCACGUGGACAAAGUCAACAGCUCUGCUGAAUUGGAACUGGACGUGGAGGAUUCGGAUAGUGAUGCGGACUUUUAUCAGUGUCUGCAUAUAGCGCGCAGUUGUGCUUUGUUUGCUGUACUCUUACAUUUCGUGCUCGUCUCGAUAUCGUUUGUGCAUCGGGAUCAUGCGCUCUGGCAGCGCAAUCCAUUUAGGAAUCGCAUUUGGGCGACGACCUGCUUGGCGCUGCUGCUGCUCCACGGCUUCAUCUGCAGCCUCCAAAUGCUGUUGGAUGAAUCACUAGCGGAGCUCUUGCCACAGCUCUGGCUGCCCAUACUCGUGCUCUUUGGCAGCAGCUUGCUUAGCCUGCUGAUCAGCGAGCUGGCUAAGCUACAGGAGAACAAAGUUAAUGCGCGUUAUCAGCGAAGGGCGCGCCUCGAUUUUGGCACCAAGCUGGGAAUGAAUUCGCCGUUCUAAGAAUUAACUCUUUUUUACCACCGAUUAACGCCGAGUACCAAAUGAAAAAAAUUACGCCAGCCAAAGUGCCAAGGCUCUGUGUACAUAUUUAUUCUAUAAAUUCCCUUUACUUUUAUUUAUUAUUAU
Molecule: messenger RNA, 4228 nt
Organism: Drosophila grimshawi
Lineage: Eukaryota; Metazoa; Arthropoda; Insecta; Diptera; Drosophilidae
Product: transmembrane protein 94
Exons: 10
Coding region: 86-4102 (1338 amino acids)
Molecular function (GO): nucleotide binding
Source: RefSeq, a predicted model, not a curated record